GCAUUUUAGCCUCAACUUCCAUGUUGCCCCGCCAGGAAUAAGUCCCCUUUUCUAGAAAGAUGGAAAGAUCAAUCAAUCAUUGAUGAAAGAUUCCAUAGUCUAGCCCCACCAAUUCUUCCAGCCAACAAAAUUUCACAUGUUCCACUCCAAGAAACUUUGAAGAAAGUGAGAAGAUUGAAACCUACGACGUACAACGUUCGCAAACUUCAUCGCUUUACCCACCCAGUACCAAUCUCAUAAAACUCCCCCCCCAAAAAAAGAAAAGAAAAGAAGAUGGCCAAGACACUUGAAAGAACUCGUAAGGCCAUUGCGAAAAAGAAGGGUCCCAUUGAAUCUUUAAACAAAUUUUCCCGAGAUUCUAAGAGACUACAUCGAGCGCAAGUUCGAGAUGAGAAGCUUGAAAAACUCGCUUCUUCAAGAAAGAAGAGUGAUAAGCCCUACAUUGAACGAGCCACUUUCUUCCGUGAAGCGCUGAAGCAAAAUGGAAACCAACCCCUUCAGAUAGACGUCAUUCAAGAGCUCAUCAAGACUUUUGUACAUCAGUAUGAUGAAGAGUUAAGCGAAAUAAAGAAGGUGCGGCGUCCAGGACGUCCUGCCAGCACCAGGGAAGAUCUGCUAAAGGUGAAGAUCGAUAAACUUGAAAAGGAACACCAGAAUGGCUUCCUACUCCCGAUACUUGAUGAUGACGAAAAUGCCACGCUACUAAGCCGCUGGGAAGGUAAUUGGUCCUAUCUUACUACUCUCAAAUGGGCGAGGUUAUCUUCCGCCGGAGGCAUCAAACCUUCCAGUUUUCCCCCAAGAGGGGAGCAUUAAAAAUAUUUACCCAGCAAUCACGUGUUUGCAAGCUUGAGCCUGUAGAGAGGCGUGUAACCAUUGUAUGUGCCCUCGGUUGAUGUUUCUAUGUCCGUCGUAGAGCAGACGGGGUCUUACGUACGGACGUAGGAAGUUUCCGAGACUACAUGUAGGUCAGGGAGGUGGCCCCGUUUGGCCGUUGGUUCGCAAACCCGCGGUUACCUACAGCUCUGGCGCACAUCAGCUGCAAACUCCGCAACCAGCCACACCUGCCGGUUUUCAUUCCCAGGUUUUUAAAUGAAUAGAUGGGUAUAGGCGAAACAAUGUCGCUCAUCGGCAAGGUUGCGGCGC
Messenger RNA from Hypoxylon fragiforme, 1143 nucleotides. RefSeq names its product translation machinery-associated protein 16. Gene Ontology annotation, cellular component: nucleus. The coding region runs from base 274 to 813 and encodes 179 amino acids. The record is from RefSeq and is a predicted model, not a curated record. NCBI's taxonomy places the organism in Eukaryota, Fungi, Ascomycota, Sordariomycetes, Xylariales, Hypoxylaceae. The transcript is spliced from 5 exons.